This is a messenger RNA of Gamsiella multidivaricata, 6166 nucleotides long. RefSeq lists its product as uncharacterized. The transcript has 4 exons. NCBI's taxonomy places the organism in Eukaryota, Fungi, Mortierellomycota, Mortierellomycetes, Mortierellales, Mortierellaceae. The coding region runs from base 397 to 6072 and encodes 1891 amino acids. The record is from RefSeq and is a predicted model, not a curated record.
AUCCUCUCUCAUCACCACCAUCCCCACACUUUACACUUCGCACUAACACUCAUCCCCACCGCAGAAGUCAGUUUUUUGGGGUAAAGCCAAUACCUUAAAAGUCUCACUCUUAUUUACUCGUGGUCUUCCUAUUCGUGGGUACCACCUUCUUCGCAGAGUAGAAUAUAUACCCUUUCUCUUCCACCUCCUCUUUGCCCUUCCCUCCACUUCCUCAACACUUCCUCAACACUUUCUCAGCAUUUCCCUUUCCUUUCCUCUGGACCCUCUUGUCUUCGGCCCCUUUCGCCACGCAUUUAUCUCAAUUUUUUUUUCUUUCUCUUUCCAAGACCACCUUCCUCCCAUUUCUAUUGUAUACCACCCACUCAUUCAUUCUUAACUCCUACUAUCGACUCAUUGAUGCCGAAUACCGUGGAAGAUCCCCCGGAGGGCUGCUACUGUAUCCAGGCCCAGGCAUGCCCCCACUGGAUUGAGGCCCAGAUGGACCACCGCCUCACCUCUGUCAAAGAGCACUCGCACGAACGGACAAAAACCUUUGAGCAAGAUCUGGAGCAGGAGGAACAUCGACCGAUCGUAAGCGAGCUACAGCGUGAGCUCAGGUCAGCAAUGCAGGAGAUUGAAAAGUUGGCCAAGACCAGUAGGGAUCUAGCAAGAGCAAAUCAGGGACUGGAAGAGUCCUUGAUGCAUGCUGUCAGUGACCAAGCCAGGACAGCAAAACGGCUGCUGCUCGUAUCGGGGCAACUUGAAUACACGGAGCAACAGCUGUUCAAUCUCACCAAGGAAGUCGACGAUGGCCAAAAGAGUUCAGAGCUGUUGCGGAUAGAACGCCUUAAGAGAGAAACUCUUCAGGAACGUGAAGACGCGAGCAGACUAAAAAUCGAGGAGCUGCAAGACGAACUCCAGGAGGUCCAGGCAUCGGAACGGACGCUGCAACAACGGCUUCACACCAUUCAAAACAAAUAUGAAACCUUGUCGAAGCGCCAUGACAACCUUAAGCGACAGCAGCAAGAGCUGGAGCUGGCGCGGGAGAGUAAAGAGGCUCUUGCCUGGCUCAAAGAGACUACCGACAGGCUGUGCUCUCCACCACAGGGAAGUCUUGGCCACGCCAUUCAGCAGGAACGAUCAUCCCACGGGUCCAUCGCUAUCAGCAUCCACCAGCGAUCUCCGUCCUCCUCACCGCCUUACCCAUCAUCGUUUAUUGACCCACCUCUGGCGGCUCAAAAUCAGCUGAUUUCAUUGAUCAAGGAACUCGCCACGACGAACUCGACGCUACGGUCGGAACUGAAUGAAUACCGAGAUCUGUUGCAGGACACCAGAAACGAGAUGCUAGCGUUGCGUUCGCAGGUCGAGGACUAUGAACAAGGACAUGCAUUCGAGAAUUGUUGCGGGGUCAGAGUGGAUGAUGGUGACAGCCUUCACACAUCUCAGAGCGCCUGGAGCACGUUGGACGUGUCCCUGGGCCGUGGGCUGGAUGCUGUAAGUCAUAUUGGCACGCUUGGCUCUAUUCCGGGAUCUCCUCCUCCGUACAUGACAGCACACAAGUCAUCAUCAAGGCACCACCGCCAUAAUUUCCAUCUCUCAGGUGUACGAGGCAAUGUGUUUGGGGAGCUGGAGCGACUUUACAGCCAAGGGACCCAAGGAUCGAAAGCCAGACGUCAUGACCACAAUCACUCAUCCAAAAAGUCCAAACGGAAGACACACCGAGGUCAUCUGUCUAGCAACACUGGGCAUUCGGAGAAUCAAGCCGCGACUGUAUCAACAUCGACAUCAACUUCAGAGACCAGAAGAGAAUCUAAUGCAGCGCCCACGAAGCUUCGAGAGCAGCACGGCCCCGAUGCAUCCAGUCCAACGUCGCACGCAAGUCGCAGCCGACGAUCCAUGUACACUGAUGCUGAUCUGGACAUGCUGGAUUCUGGUACAGAGUCGGGCGACGAAGACGACUCGGCCGGAAACUCGUCUGAUAUGGCCGACUCCGUGAACGGUCAAGAGGAACCAGGGUUCGUUGCGAGAUUUGCUGAACCUGGGAAUGCAGACUCGACCAAAGCAGGAUCCUCGACACCACGUCCUAGUCAGCAUACAUCUCUGCAAUCACGAGCCAGCCUAGACGAGACAUUGGCUAAGAAUGAUGAUUCAGCCAACAGCAAUCUUUCGGACUCGGAUCAAACUAGACCCACCAAGAACAGGGCAAGCUCCGUCUCACUCCUGUCGGCUGAGCUACAGCGAGCAACCUUAUCCGACCCUAAGAAUGGUUCACCAGAAGGCGAACAGAGGCAGAGGUCAUUGCAGGACGAGAUGCAUCCUUUUGAGCAAGAAAAUCCUCACUCUCCGAACGCAGGGCUAAAUGCUGUUACAGAAGACCAAACUCUCGAUCCGUCUUCGACCUCAUGGAGCAAGCCCGGACGCAACCGCUUCCCUCAGCAUGAAAAAUCCUCAUCGGAUCAAGGAUUGACUGCACGUCAGCGACGUCGUCUCUCAGAGCCAUUGCACCAUCAAGCCAGCUCGACUUCUCUUCCCAUGAAAAAGAACCGGCCGAGUUCAAUUUACAGCGUCAAGCGACCGCGUCUGCAGGUAGACUCGCCAAGCAUGCAGUGCAUACAUUCAGGACAUGUCGCCAGCACGAGUUUGGAAGGUGCACCCGAGCUGCAGAGGUGCAAGAGCGCAGAGCUGGUGGAGCAGCUCAUCGUAGAAAGACGCAAUCGAGUGAUGGAGGCGUGGCGAGUGGGUGUUGUAGCUGCUGCAGUGACGCAGCAGCAGGCCAUUCACUCGGUCGUAGCUUUUAGUGAACAUAGGAAGGACACCGACAACAUGAGCAUUCGAUCCAAGGCGUCUCGUAGACGCGAUAAGGCGCCUCUAACCCGGGGGAGCAAUGUUGCAGGACUAGCAGAUGGACAAGACACCAAGGACGGUCUCGAACAGGCCCCAGGAAUCCUUUCAUCAAAAGAUUCGGACAACACCAUUAAAGAUGCACGAGAAUCAGAAGAACAAGCGAGGAAUAGCGACAAUGAACCCAGAGCAAAGCACUCUGUAGAAAAUUCAGAAAACUCCAAUGCCCCUGAUGGCCAGGUCGUGCCGCAGCUCACCAUCGACACGACAGCGGCUGGCCUGGAGAAUACGCCAACGAGACUGCUGCAGGCAGAGAUCCGCAGAGGCAAGAAACGACAUAGCAUGCAGUCCGUAAGAUCUGUCCGCUCAACUCUUCUGCGUUCCCCCCAUGUGCGAUCAUCUCUUCCGGCCCGUGACAGGAGAUUUGCCUCGGAAGCGAGCACAGCGUCAGAGGCCUUUGCAAACCGCCGCUACGAUCAUGAACACAGUCCAUACCAACUUCUCCAUACUCUGUCAUCCGACCUUCUUGAGCGUCUGGCCAGGUCCGAUACACGGGAAUUGAAUCGUAGGCUGAGAAGAACAUUCGAUAUCCAAGCACUCUCACAAAUGUCCAACUCUGUUAUCGAGAAUGUACUGACCGACGUCAGCAACUUGAACGAGAGAUUCCGCUGGCUGGAAGCUCAGGUGGCGGAUCCGAUAGACGAGUUGCUAGUGCGCGAGCCAGGAGUGGUUUCUUCAGGUGGAGAGACAGGCGCUGAAAUUGAGGGUAGGGAUGAAAACGACGAGGCGUCUGAAGACGACGAAGAUCUGGAGCCAGACUGGGGCUUUUCUGUGACAGAGUUCUUCCCGCUGGCCCACAUGAUGCAGGAGAUGCUCUCUGAGAUCGGCAAGCUCCGCAUGACUAUCAACGACCUCCAACGAAGCUAUGUCCAAAAAGUGGAGCAGGAUCUCAUUAAGGCUGAAAAGGACUUCAUGGAGGAUCUUUCUUCUGGUGACGAAAGUGAUUAUGAAGACAACGUACCUUUUGAACCGCGGUCGGCGCAGGCAGCAGAUAAGUCCGCCCAGUCCAAGAGAGUUCUCAGUAUCCUAGAGCGUCCUCGCAUUCUUGGAUCCGCUUCGACUGGGAUGUCUGGAUUCUUCAACAAGGUCUUUGGAAAUAGCGGCCAACAUUCACAUGGUGAUCCAAAAGCGUCGGGAGCACAGAAGACGACAGCGCCAACAACAGAAGCUCCCAGAGUUCAACCGACCAUCUCCAAGAGUAAAUCAGGACUUGUUGUGGCCGAAACAUCCAGGGUCUUUGCUGACUCUGCCUGGAUCUCUUCACCGGGAAAGCCAGUUGGAGUCAAGACUCCAGCGCAGUCUGCUACCACAAUCACCACGGAUGGGCCCCGACGCUCAGGUACAGCCGCCAUCCUUGUCCCUGGAUCAAGACUGUCCGCCACCACGUCCCUAGCCGCGAUGGCUACAAUGUCACCGGCGCGAUACAACACCAUCCACGUAACAGAAACAUCGACAACCGCCAUCGCGGCUUCAUCUAACAGAAUAAGAGCGAUAGACAUCAGCUUUAGCCCAGAUGUUCUGCAGCGUGGGGCUGCUCGCUCACCGCCUACCGCGUCUCCUCCUGCUACGUCUCCCCAAAGCAUUUUUUCGCGGUCUCUCCCACACAAUUCGUCCCUUGGAUUAAUGGCGGCUGAUAAUGAUAACAUCACCACAGCGCCACCCGCACUUUCUGAGCAGAAUUUGGCUCCAACAUCUUUCCAGAGUCGUUCUACGAUGUCGGAGGAUCUCAAGUACCCCCCUCUCCAAUCCGUGACUGAACCCUCUGAGUCAAAUCCUAAAAGUGGAGAUACCUCCUCACAGACUCCUGUCCAGGGACAGCGUUCGUCCGCUUUAAACAAGACACCGCGUUCCAUCGACAUCUCUGCCAGAUCAGCGACACCGGCAGUGAGUGUGGUGACAAGGCACGAUGUCUUCCAAGAUCACUGGGCAUCGUCCACUCCGUCCUCACUGUCUGCGAAUGUAUCAACCGUCCCGAGUAGGGCCCAGAGCGAGAGACGAGCCACUGGAGACAGCGUAGCUAUGGCUGGAGGGGCUGCUGCUGCUCUGAUGGGCUCCCACAAGGCUGGUUCCUCGGCGGCAUCGCUCUCGUCUAACUCGGUUACUAGUGAGACCAUGUCCACAGUGGCCUCUAGAUUAGCCUCGAAGCCUGCGUUGAUCACUCGGUCCGCCCUGACAGUAGCCACGCCCUCGACUUCGACAGUGUCCUCUCCCAUGUCGUCCGCCUCUUGGUUCGAUACACGGCGUCAGUCCGGUGGUCUUGGACAAGAUACGGCUGCUACAAGUGAGGUGCGGACAACGUUUGAUGAGCCUGGGCCUGCAACCUCAGGAUCAGGUGCGGACGCCGAUUCAGGAGCUAAGAUCGGGAGGGAACAGCCAACGCUUCGCAAGCUUAGAACUGCGACCUCAUUCCAUGCAGGCACUACACUUGGAGGACCCAACGAUGUCAUCACCAGGAGUUUGGGCCGGACUAGCGGACGGGAGUCAGCCUUGGCGUUCUUGCGAGGAGAGGUCCAAGCGUCGUCAUUGCUGGGAUCACUCUUUCAAUCACAGCAGCCUCAGACACAAGCACCGGCUGGAUCUUUGUCAGUUCAGAGACCGAACAACAAGUCGAUCUAUAAGGGCAAGGGUGUUGCCUCGGACAGUCAAGCAGACAGUGCCACUGUCAAGGUUAACGUGGAAGUAUUGACGAGCGAUGACAUUACAGAUGACCAUGGUGCGGCCGAAAGAGGCAGUGCCGGAAUAGAGCAGCCAGAGAGUCAGUCAUCGUCCAGCCGGCCUAUCUCUCAGAUCGCGCCGCCCGGUGCCAACCAGUUGGGAUAUAUCGCUGCACCGACGGCCAGUCUCUCUCAGAAGGCAGCCGUGACCAGCACGGCAAUCACAUAUGUAGUGGCGACACCAGACCCCCAUGGACAGGAUGAAGAGGUUGGAGGUUCCCGCAGGAAAAGACAGGUCUUUGAUCGGGAGUUGAUCCGGGCAUCUCAGAGGCGAAUCCUGGCAGGAGUUCCCCACCAAGACAAGCCGUUUGUGCCGGAGGCCCGUCCACGACGAGCGCGUGCGCUCUCCGUGGACAGUGCGCAGUCGACAGAGCCCCUCAAAGCAAACGAGAUCAUGGAUCUGUGGCGCGUUGGAGCAGGUGUCAGUCGCGAUAUCUGGAGAGGAUUGAUCAAGAAGGUCGAUGGACGCGAUUCAUAGUGGAUUCUUUUUUCUUUUUUUUUUUGCUGUUGUUGUUAUUGUUAUUGUUGUUGUUGUUGUUGUUGUUUAUUCAUUACAUAUUAAAUAUCUGAAA